Messenger RNA from Pneumocystis murina B123, 2713 nucleotides. RefSeq names its product tRNA pseudouridine(38-40) synthase. Gene Ontology annotation, biological process: tRNA pseudouridine synthesis; mRNA pseudouridine synthesis. The coding region runs from base 1 to 1251 and encodes 416 amino acids. Gene Ontology annotation, molecular function: RNA binding; pseudouridine synthase activity. The transcript is spliced from 2 exons. Gene Ontology annotation, cellular component: cytoplasm; nucleus. The record is from RefSeq and is a predicted model, not a curated record. Lineage: Eukaryota; Fungi; Ascomycota; Pneumocystomycetes; Pneumocystales; Pneumocystaceae.
AUGUUAGGAAAAUUGCAGUUUGUUCAAAAUUUUACUUUUAUGGAAUCUAAGAUUCAUGAUUAUUCUACAUGGACUAAAGAUAAUUUGAUUAAAAAAAUUAUAUCAUUAGAACAUGAAAUUCUAUUGAAAAAUAAAAAAAAAAUUAACAUAAAACAAUUUAUUCCUAAAAAAUCAUAUUUAUAUAAUGAAAGUUCUAGGCCAACUAAAAAAUCUUUUUCUAUGUCAAAUUAUAACCAAAAGUAUAUUGCUUUCAAAUUUGCAUAUUUAGGAUGGUAUUAUAACGGACUCGUAACCCAAGGAAAUGAGACACAUCUUCCUACAGUAGAAGAAACUAUUUUUUUUGCUCUAAAAAAAGCAAAACUUAUUGAUCAGGAAAGCAAUUGUAACUUUUCGAGGUGUGGACGAACAGACAAAAGUGUUAGCGCUAUAGGCCAAGUAAUAGCACUUAAUGUAAGGAGUAAUAAAUCUUUUGAAAAAGAUUCAGAGAAAAAAUGUUGUGAAAUUAAAUAUAUAGAUGUUUUAAAUAGACUACUUCCGAAAACUAUUAGAAUAUUAGCAUGGUGUUCAGAUCUCCCCUCCGACUUUUCAGCUCGAUUUUCAUGUCAAAAAAGACAUUACAAAUAUUUAUUUUUUAAGAAUUCACCAGGUAUACAUCUUGAUAUAGAGAAAAUGUCGAAAGCUGCUGCUUAUUUUGUUGGAGAACAUGACUUUAGGAAUUUUUGUAAGCUAGAUUCAAGCAAAUCAAUAAAGAAUUUCAGGAGAACAAUAAUCAAAUCAGAAAUAAGCAAAUAUAAUGCAGAUGAAGAUGAUGAUCCUCUAUAUAUUUUUGAUUUAGAGGGUAGUGCUUUUUUAUGGCAUCAAGUGCGUUGUAUGAUUUCCAUUCUUUUUUUAGUUGGACAAAAUCUUGAAGAACCUGAGAUUGUAAAAACAUUAUUAGAUAUAUCUAAGACACCCAAGAAACCUAUAUAUAAUAUAGCAGAUGGUCUUCCUCUUAUACUUUAUGAUUGUCAUUUUGAAAAUCUUAAUUGGAAUUAUGGAUCAAACAGAAAUUUUAUUCAAAAUUUAUAUAAAAGUAUUUAUGAUUUAUGGCAUAUAACAAAAAUCCAGAAUUCUAUUAUUCAACUUCUUUUAAAAAACGUACAAAAUAACGAAGUUUUAGAUAAUAACAAUACAAAAAAAAUAUUAAUUAAAGAUGGAACCGGUAUCAAUCAAUCUUUAACGAAAUAUAUACAGAUGGAAAAUAGAAAGUGAUAGUGAAAUAUUUAAAAUAAAUAUCAAUAAAAACAACUAAUUUCAAUAAAUUAAAACAAUUUUAAUAUACAUGUGUUAUGCCUUUUUUUUUAUUACGAUAUUCGUCAUACCUCCCAUAUAUUUUUGCAAAACUCUAGGAAUCCUGAUACUUCCAUCAUCAUUUUGAUAUGUUUCCAAAAUUGCAAUGAUCAAUCGUGGUAUCGCUGCUAAAGUGCCAUUUAAUGUAUGAGGCCAACCUAAUUUAUCUCCUGGAUAGGCCAUAUAACGAGUAUUUAAUCUCUUAGUCUGAUAAUCUGUACAAUUAGAACAUGAUGUGACUUCUCCCCAUGCUCCUCGACCUGGCAUCCAAACUUCUAUAUCAUAUUUUCUAUAUGCAGAUGCUCCCAAUUCAAAUGUAGGCAUAUCCAAUAUUCUUGAUUUAUUAUUAAAUAUUAAUAUGCGUAUAUAAAUAUCUUUUACCUUCCAUACAAACCAAGCUCUUCUAUAAUAUUUUCUUCAAGAUUCAAAAUAUCCUCUAAAAUUUUAUCACUUUUUUUAGGAUCGCUCCAUGCAAACAAUUCUGCUUUUGUAAAUUCAUGUACUCGAUAUAAACCCUUUGAUUUUUUACCCCUUGAACCUGCUUCAGAUCUAUAAACACGACUAAUACCAACUACUUUUUUUGGUACAUCAGAACCCUUUAAAAUUUUAUUAAUUUCCAUGCCUGCUAUAGGAAUUUCUGAUGUCCCAGAAAGACAAUAUUUUAACUCUGUAUUAGGACUUUGUAAAAAAUAUAUUUGUUUAUCAUUAUAGUCAUCUCUAGGCUGAAACCCGCAAGCUGAAACAACUUCAGAACGAAUAAUAGUUGGUGGUAUAACGAGUUUCCAUCCAGCAUUUAUUGCUUUUUCUAAUACAUAAUUUAUAAGAGCCAAUUCCAUAAGCGCAGCCUCAUUCUUAAGAAAAUAAAAUGCAUGUCCCGACGUCUUAGAAGCUGAAUCAAAAUCAAUUAAUUCCAACAUAUCAGCAAUAACAGUAUGAUCUUUUGGUUUAGAUAUAAAGAAUUGUUUAUCCGAAUUAAUAUAUUUCACAAUUUUUGCAUUUUCUUCUGAACCUAUAGGAGAUAGCGGAUGAAUAUUAUUCGAUAUUUUCUUUUACUUUUUGCAGAUCUUUUUUAAUUUCAGAAGCAUGACGAAUAAAUCCUUGCUGAAAAAUAUCAUUUCCACUAGAAAUCUCCUGUUUAAUAGUAUUUGUUAGACAACGUCUUUGAUUUAACAAAUUAUCCCGUAAUUUUAUAUAUCCAAGAUAAGUUUGAUAUAAAUUGAUAAUUCGUGAAACGUUGUCAAAUGAAGCCUUAGAAUUCCUUUUUAAACAUAUAGAUUUUAUUUCAUCAGCAUUAUCCCUAAUAUACCUGUAAUCUAUACAAGCUCGAAAUAUUUUUUUGAUGCUUCGUCCAUACUUAAAAUAAUCAAUACAAUUAAUUUUUUCC